Messenger RNA from Trichophyton benhamiae CBS 112371, 1350 nucleotides. Its product is annotated as mitochondrion biogenesis protein (She9), putative. Lineage: Eukaryota; Fungi; Ascomycota; Eurotiomycetes; Onygenales; Arthrodermataceae. The transcript is spliced from 2 exons. Bases 1 to 1350 code for a protein of 449 amino acids. The record is from RefSeq and is a predicted model, not a curated record. Gene Ontology annotation, cellular component: mitochondrial inner membrane. Gene Ontology annotation, biological process: inner mitochondrial membrane organization.
AUGCCGGGCAUGCGGUCUACACCGUUUUCCUUAUUCAGGAAGACUCUUCGGCCCAGGUCACUCACUCAAUCGAGGUCUUUCCGUGCGCCUAGUCCACUACAAAGCUUUCCGUCCCAACCCAUUCAUCGCCCGCCCGGCCAGCAACUAUGGCCUGGGAACAAUGCAUUCGUUUGCUUAAUAUGUCAAUUGCGCGCACAUUCGAGGUUUUAUUCCACUCAUAAUGACAAAGAUACCCAGGAAGGGGUUAAAAAGGCAACAGCCAAGGAUGGCAAGGAGGAUGGGGCGGUAGCAGAUGUUCCUAGCCCGGUAAAACCACCGGCCUUCAACCAAAGUGAACUUCCUUCUCAGGAGGAGCAUCUACGGUCAAAUCUCUCGAAGAAAUUCGGAGAAUUAAUGGAUAAUUUGCAAUCCAACAUCUUUGUUGCCGGACAGCAUCUAAACGAUCUUACUGGGUACACUGUUAUUGAGAAACUGAAGCAGGACAUUCGGGCCCAAGAGGAACUAGUGCGCCGUACUCGUGAGAAAGUUCGUCAAGCAAAGGAAGCCUACUCCUCAGCUAUACACUGCCGUUCCGCCUCCCAGCGUGAAGUCAAUGAACUUCUGCAGAGGAAACAUGCUUGGACGCCGACAGAUCUUGAACGAUUUACCUCUCUUUACCGAUCCGAUCAUGCCAAUGAGCGGGCAGAGAUAGAAACACAAGAAGCGCUCUCGAAUGCCGAGCGUGAAGCCGAGGAAGCAACUGCCGAGUUAAGCAAAAAUAUCCUGACACGCUAUCAUGAAGAGCAGGUUUGGUCCGAUAAAAUCAGGCGCAUGAGUACGUGGGGUACGUGGGGCCUGAUGGGUGUCAAUGUACUGCUUUUCUUAGUCUUUCAGAUUGCCGUUGAGCCUUGGAGGCGGCGGAGACUGGUCAAAGGGUUUGAGGAAAAAGUCGCGGAGGCAUUGGAGAAAGAGAAUAGCCGGCAUGCUAAAGAAAUUUCCGCGGCUGUUGCACAAGAGAAGCCAACGUCUGAGCCUGAGAAAGAUGCUGGUGUUGUAGCAUCAGAUACGUCAGAUUUACCAGAAGCGACGGAUAAAUCUGAAUCCGCUACUGAGAGACCUGCGGAGGGAAAGCAUACGCAGCCCUCUGUAGAGGCUGAAUCAACGAUACCAGAAUUACCACCUCUGACACCCAUGCUUCCGCCGGAUCUCGACCUAGCACCUGAGGCCUGGAGGAAGACAUCUCAGGCUUUCUUUACUGAACGACGUGUUACUAUCCUACAACGAGACUUGACCACCGUGGUGUUGGAAAGUGCAGCGAUAGGUGCUGCAGUAAUGGGCGGCGUCCUGUUUGCCAUUUCCCGGAUAGGCUAA